AUGUAAACUUUAUUGUAGUAAAAUUUACAGAAAGUUCUAUAAACAAUAGUUAAGGCAUCAGAAACAACUAAUAAACAAAUUACAUUAGUUGCUGUAUCUAAAACAAAAACAGUUGAAUUAAUUAAAGAGGCAUAUGAAGGAGGAUAGAGACAUUUCGGAGAAAAUUAUGUAAAUGAAGUAAUUGAAAAAGCCCCUUUGUUGCCUAAUGAUAUUUCUUGGCAUUUUAUUGGUCAUCUUUAAACCAAUAAAGUUUCUACUUUAAUGAAGAUUUAAAAUCUUUAAUUCAUUUAAUCUGUAGAUAGUCUCAAAUUAGCUUAAAAAAUAGAAAAACAUUGUGAAAAACUUGGAAGGAAUAUAAAUAUAUUUGUUUAAAUUAAAUUAAGUGAAGAAGAAAGUAAGACUGGAGCUGAAAUUGAUGAAGCUAAACUCAUAAUUUAAGAAAUAAUUACUAAGUUUAAAUACAUCAAAUUAAUUGGUUUAAUGACAAUAGGACCCAUAGGUAAUACUGAAAUUUUUGUAUAAUUAUUGGAUUUGGCAAAAUAAUUUGAGAAGGAAUUUAAUCUUGAACCAUUAAAAUUGAGUAUGGGAAUGAGUGGAGACUAUUUAGAAGCUAUUAAAUAUGGAGCUGAUUAUGUAAGAGUAGGAAGUGCAAUUUUUGGAGAAAGAAAUGUUAAACAAUGAAGGAUGUUAUCAUAAUGAAUAAUACCAC
Molecule: messenger RNA, 709 nt
Organism: Paramecium primaurelia
Lineage: Eukaryota; Ciliophora; Oligohymenophorea; Peniculida; Parameciidae
Source: the annotation of a GenBank genome assembly